CGGGGCGCGCAGUCCGGGCCCUCGGGGCCCGAGGCGGCGCGGGAGCCGGCUGCAGAGUGCUGGCUGCGAGCUGCGCGCGAGGUAUCGGAGGCAUCUGUUUGUAAGGCAAAGUGUCCACAAAACUAUGGAUGAUAAAAGCACUUUACUCGAUGUUAAAGAGUACCCCGAUACCGAGGUACAGAAAAGCCGAGUACUGACUCUGGAAGAAUGGCAAGAGAAGUGGGUGGACCAUAAAAUUGGAUUUCAUCAAGAACAAGGACAUCAGUUAUUAAAGAAGCAUUUGGAUACUUUCCUCAAAGACGAGAAUGAUCUGAGAGUAUUUUUUCCUCUUUGUGGAAAAGCAGUUGAGAUGAAAUGGUUUGCAGACCGAGGACACCGUGUAGUAGGUGUGGAAAUCAGUGAGCUUGGGAUUCGGGAAUUUUUUACAGAACAGAAUCUUUCUUACUCAGAAGAGCCCAUCAUAGAAAUUCCUGGAGCCAAAGUAUUCAAGAGUUCUUCAGGGAACAUUUCAUUGUACUGUUGCAACCUUUUUGAUCUUCCCAGAGUGAACAUCGGCAAAUUCGACAGGAUCUGGGAUAGAGGAGCGCUAGUUGCUGUUAACCCAGGCGAUCGUAAACGCUACGCAGAUACAAUGCUGUCCCUAACGAGAAAAGGGUUUCACUACCUCUUGGCUGUUCUUUCUUAUGAUCCCACUAAACAUCCAGGCCCACCAUUUUAUGUUCCAGAUGCUGAAAUUAAAAAAUUGUUUGGUUCAACAUGCAACAUUCAUUGCCUUGAGAUGGUUGACGUUUUUGAAGAAAGACAUAAAAGUUGGGGGAUUGACUCCAUUGUUGAAAAACUGUAUCUAUUAACGGAAAAGUAAAUGAGACCAGGAAAAACAAGUAGUAUCAACAUGUUUUUGAGCAAUUGACAGUUAUGCUAAGGCAUGAAAACAUACUACAUGACUCGGAAAAAAGUUGUUCACAAGUCACAUAGCAGAUCUUUGCACAGAAAUAUGCGUAACUUUAUAAAAAAAAAAUACAAAUAAGUUGGUAAAGGAGAGUGUAAUGGGGGUGGUCAAAGAAUAUACCUGUUUUCCUUAGAGAUUGCAAGAAUUUUUUACAAUCAGCAUGUCUUGUAUAGUUUUAAAAAUUAAAAAUUUUAAAGGGACAUCUGCUUGUUCAGUCGGUGGAGCACACGACUCUUGACCUUGGGGUUGUAAACACCCCGUGUUGGGUGUAGAGAUUACUUAAAAAUAAAAUCUUUAAAA
This is a messenger RNA of Hyaena hyaena (striped hyena), 1249 nucleotides long. RefSeq names its product thiopurine S-methyltransferase (gene TPMT). Gene Ontology annotation, molecular function: thiopurine S-methyltransferase activity. The record is from RefSeq and is a predicted model, not a curated record. Lineage: Eukaryota; Metazoa; Chordata; Mammalia; Carnivora; Hyaenidae. Bases 125 to 862 code for a protein of 245 amino acids. The transcript is spliced from 9 exons.